Messenger RNA from Aphidius gifuensis, 618 nucleotides. Its product is annotated as tubulin polymerization-promoting protein homolog. Lineage: Eukaryota; Metazoa; Arthropoda; Insecta; Hymenoptera; Braconidae. Bases 85 to 447 code for a protein of 120 amino acids. The record is from RefSeq and is a predicted model, not a curated record. The transcript is spliced from 3 exons.
AAAACAUGUACGUUAAAAAGAAAAAUUAAAAAUGUUUAAAUUUAGUUAAUUAAUGUAAAUUUUUAAAAAAAUAAAAAGCACAAAAUGACAAGUACAAAUGACUCAGAAAGAGAAAAACGUAUUCGUAUUGUGCCCUUGAGAACAAUGUUUGAAGCUUUUUGUCAAGCUCAUCCAAUUGCUGAUAUUAUUGAUAUUUAUCUACUUGCAUUUUCACAAUUAAAUAAAUGGUUUUUAUCAGCAAAAGUUAUUGAUAUGUCACGUGUUACAACAACCGAUGCAUUUUUAUGUUUUUUUCAAUUUCAAAAAAGUGCUAUUGAUUAUGAUGAAUUUUUAAUAUUUCUUGAUGAUUUAACUGAUAUUAAAAAACUUGAUUUAGAUGAGGUUAAAUUUAAAUUACAAACAUGUGUUAAACCAACGAGCAAUGAAAAUAUUGGACCAAAAAAAUAAAAGUAUUAUCAUAAUGAUUUCCUUUCACCAAAAUGAUUAAUAAAUUAUCAAGUAAUUUGAUUUGUUAAUAAAUAAAUUGAAUCGUCAAUAUGCCAAGAAUAUAAUUAUGUUGACAUUAAAAUUGUAUUUCGAAAAAAUAAAUUUGAAAAUAAUAAACUAAUUGAAAAUAUA